Messenger RNA from Podarcis muralis (Common wall lizard), 1220 nucleotides. Lineage: Eukaryota; Metazoa; Chordata; Lepidosauria; Squamata; Lacertidae. The record is from RefSeq and is a predicted model, not a curated record.
AGGCCGGCGCCACCGCGCAUGCCAGUGAGGCUGCCCGGCGUUCGGAGAGCAAGCGCCCCUGCGAACCACAACUCCCGGCACGCCCCGCGGGCGAACGCAUCACAAUGCUGCUGAGCCACACCGCCCCCCACCGAGGAGAAACGCGAGUUGCAGCCGGGAAGGAGGAGAUUAGAAGGGAUGCGAGCGGCAAGACCCAGAUAGAUGGACUAUAAGAAACUUUCAGAGGGCCUCUCCAUAAAAAUUUUCUCGUACCUUCAUGAUCCAGUGGGAUGGAAAGUGGUGAAAAGUGCAAAACAAAUUUCAGUGUCAUCAAGACCUUCAACAGAUUUCCCAGGAACUCUAUAUCGUGCUGAAGCGCUAGUGGAAGUACCGGCUCCUAAACUCUUUCCCUUCAUUUUCCGGGCUGAGUACCGCAACAAGUGGGACAGAGCAGUACAGUCGUACAAACUUGUAGAUACAAUUGACCAGGACACUUUCGUUUACCAAAGUAUUACACACAGUUACGGCUUGGGGCUGGUUACGCCAAGGGACUUUGUCUACUUGCUGCAUGUUAAGACAUAUGAUGGAGAUUUAUUGACAACAAAUUCUGUAAGUGUGGACCACCCAGCCUUUCCUCCAACUCCAAAGUAUGUGCGUGGAACAAACUACCCUUCUGGCUAUGCGUGCUGUCCCAUACCAGGCAACCCAGAGCACUCCAAGUUUGUGGCGAUUGUCCAGGUGGACUUAGGAGGGAAGUUAAUGCCUUCUGUCAUAGAUUCGGUUAUGCCAAUGAGCAUCAUGAACAUGAUCAUGGAUUUCAAAGCUGGAAUUAAGUCACUGAAGGGAAACACCUUAUAAAAGUCUACCAGAGAGUGGAAAGGAAGGUUCUUUGCAGUGCACAACUGUCACUGAAGUUUGGUUUAAUGUAAAGGCUCAGAGAGAGCGUGCUCAGUGGGGGUCAGUGUGGACCAUUUAGAAGCUGCCAUGUUGGGUCAGGCAAAGAUCAAUCUCAUUCAGAGUUGGGUCUCCGGACGUGGGCAGACACAAAGAAGCUCGCAGGUAGUAUGUGAUGGAAACAACCAUCCUCUGCAUUAAGAACUGGGAAGAAAACAUAUAGCUACCUUUAAUCACCUUGAGUGAAUCUUCAUGUUAUGGCAAGGGUGAGGAGCGUGAGGUCUUCCAAAUGUUGGUCUUCCAAAUGAGAGCCAGUAUGGUGUAGUGGUUAAGAGCGGUAGACUCCU